GGAGAAACCGACCAAGUGACAGAAAAGCCACAGAAUGAGAGAGUGAGGCGAACUCCGGCAAAGUGGCGAGUCCUCCGAGCCGGGAGGCUCCCGUGCCCGCCGCCCAGGCGGCUCCGCUCUGCGCUCGGGGGCGCGCGGUCCGGUCCGGCCCACUCCGGUUCGGCCCGCCCCGUCGCCCGUCGGUCCGUCUGCCUGCUCCGCGCUCAAGCUCGGCUCGGCUCGGCGGCGGACUUGUCCAACAUGGUAGGGAGGUUGUUGUCGAGCGGCGCUCUCUUGUCAUGUCCUCGCAGUGCCGGUAGUGGUGCUGUAAGGAGAGUGCGCGGCUGAUUCGGCGCGGCGCCCAGGAGCAGCACGUCUGUCUGCCUUCACGGCUCUUUGCCGCCCGACAUAAACAAGCCCACUCCCAGCGCAGCGAGCCCCGCGCACAAACGGCACUCCGCCCCGCCGCGUCUCAGGCACCCGCCAGCGAGCUCGAAGCCCCGUUCCAGCGCGGGCUCGGCCAGCGGACCGCAUCUCGCACCAGGCAGGCAGCGGCUGCAGCUGAUGUUCACAAGGACAAGAGUCACGUGAUGUACGAAGGCAAACACAUUCACUUCUCGGAGGUGGACAAUAAGCCAUUGUGCUCGUACAGCCCCAAGCUCUGCAAGCAGCGCCGACUCAACGGCUACGCCUUCUGUAUCCGCCACGUCCUCGAAGACAAAACUGCGCCCUUCAAGCAAUGUGAAUAUGUGGCAAAGUACAACAGCCAGCGCUGUACCAACCCCAUCCCCAAGUCGGAGGACCGCAGGUACUGCAACAGUCAUCUGCAGGUCCUCGGCUUCAUCCCAAAGAAGGAGCGCAAGAAAAAGAAUGACGCCAUGGAGGAACUGCGGCCACGCUCUCACCUGGAGUCGGUGGCGCUCAACAUCACGGUGCCCUCGUUUCCUCUGAAGACCCCCAACGGGCUGGACGAGCUGGUGCCAUCGCCACCCCCAAGCGUCCGGCCGCUAGCGCACUUCCCCGACGUCGAGCUCCUCGACCCCUUUGCCUUCAAUGAGGAAGAGGCAGAGGGUGAGGAAGCCGCUUCCAGGAAAGGCUCGGCUGUCAGGAAGAAACUGCAGAGCAAGCUGGCCCUGAAUCAGCGCCUUCGCUUGGGGGAUGCCAUGCCAGAAAUUGUCCGAAUCCAAGCAGAGCACUUUAGCCCCUCGCCGGCACCUUGCACCCCUCUUCAGCUGCACCCACCUUCCCCACAGUGCACCCAGAUCCAGCCCUCCGCCCCGUCCCCUCACCCGUUUCCCCUGCCCCUCCCGGUCAUCUGCAAGCCGCCUCCACCUCCGAGCGGCGCCCAGCUGGCGCCGGCUCAGACCAACAGCCACUCUCCCAGCAAGAAGCCAGCCGGUGGCACAUCAUUCCUGCUGCCGAGCGCCGGGCCUCCCCCUCUGGUGGACUCUGUGAAAGCCAGCACCGUCAUCUUGAAGCCCAGCAAGUUCACGCCACCGCCGGCCUGCCUGAGCCGGCUGCAGAGACUGGUCAAACUGUGCACACAGCACCAGCAGCAGGAAGGAGACCUCUUCCCUCACUUGGGUCUCGACUGGUCAGAGGACAGCGCGGAGGACGACGAGGAGGCUGAGCACAUGCCACCAUAUCAUUAUACCUGGAGGUUACGUGAGAGGUACUUGCAGGACAGCUCAGAGGAUGAAGUCGGCUCCCUGCGGAGCCAUCGAUUGGCCCGACUUUGCACUUAUCUGCAGCAGAAGUACAAGCACCUAUGCCGCCUGGAGAGGGCGGCCACACGGCAGAAGAGGUGCCGCUACGCUUUCCGGAAGGCGUUGCUCCACGCGGCCAGCAAGGACCCGGACUGCACUGGACAGCUGAUUCAGGAACUCAGGACUGCCUCUCGGGCUCACAGCAGUCCGCGGCCCCCAGAACAGAGAGAGAUGACGCCUGCGUUGUGCUUGGGCAGCAAUAAGGGGCAGGCGUGCACCACUCCUGCGCUGCCCUACACUCGGCACUGCUUUCAGCAUAUCCUGCUGAACCGCUCCCAGCAGCUCUUCUCGAGCUGCACAGCCAAGUUCGCCGACGGCCAGCAGUGCUCUGUUCCCGUCUUUGACAUCACACAUCAGACCCCGCUGUGUGAAGAGCACGCCAAGAAGAUGGACAACUUUCUAAGAGGUGACAGCAAUCGGAAAGUACAGCACCAGCAGCAGAGAAAGCCCCGUCGGAAAACAAAACCUCCAGCACUCACCAAAAAACACAAGAAGAAGCGGAGGAGAGGACCUCGGCGGCCCCAGAAGCCCAUCCCACCCGCUGUGCCGCAGGGCAAUCUGGGCAUGCCCUCCAGCCUAACACUGCCCGCCAGCAUCAGGAGCCCCUCCACGCCGGAGCUGAGCACAGACGAACUCCCCGACGACAUCACCAACGACAUGCCGGACAUUCCCAACGACCUGGAGCUCAAUCAGGAGGACUUCUCGGACGUUCUGCCCCGGCUGCCCGACGACCUGCAGGAUUUUGACCUUUUUGAAGGUAAGAACGGCGAGCUGCUGCCCACGACCGAGGAGGCGGAGGAGCUGGAGCGAGCCUUGCAAGCCAUGACCUCUUACACGGCCUCCCUGGAGUGCCUGAGCUCCAUAGGGGGCCUGACCCAGCCCGACGGCGUGGGGGUCUUCUCUGGCGCGGCCGUCGGCGGAGGCGGCAUGGCGUCCUUGAGCCGUGCGGUGACCGGCGCCGAGCUGGGUGACCUUCUAAAUGGCCGCAUCCCGACCGAGAACUUUACCAGCCUGGAGCUGGAUGAGAAUCUGCUUCAUUCUGCCAGUGGUCAGUUCAGCGCAGCCCCCCCUCCGCCCUCCGCCACCGUCAGCCUUACCGUGGCCUCCUCCAACCCGCUGCUCAGCCAGAGCCCCCUGGCAGAGCGGACGUUUCCAUCUGCCUUCCCCGGGCUGCACGAGGACGAGCGCGCCUCGCCACGAAGCCAUUCCUCCCACCUGCUUGGCAAAGCAGAGGAUCUCCUGUCUCCGCAGCAGCCAUAUGCCAGUGAACAGCCGCACUCGCCUCCUCCCAGCAGCCACUUCAGCAGUGAGCACGUCGCACCUCUCAUGAGCUCCACCAUCCUGCCCGGCCAGCUGGAGGUACCCUUAAGCAGUGUGCCAGGCAACCCGCCUCGCUCCUCAUGGAACAAUAUCCCCAUGACCCUGGCCGACCCCAGUCAGUUUGGCAACCUGUUGGCAGCCGAGGGCCACUUGAUUUCCACCUCCCUGUCCACUCCCCCGUCCACCUCGCACUCGGUGACCAUCCAGCCCUCUGUUGCCCUCUCGGCAUUGCCCCACACCAAUUUCAGUGGCUUGCCCGCUGCUGUCGGCUCCUCUGCCACCCCUUCCUCGGCACACGACCUUCUGACCUCCAACCCCCCCAAACAGCAGCUUCCUCAGUUCAGCGCCGCCUUCGGCCACCAGCUGUCGUCGCACAGUGGCAUCCCCAAGGACGUUCAGCCGAGCCACAGCUCCACGGCGCCCCCUGCCGGCUUUGCAGUCGCUAGCGCGACCGCCGCGAGUGCCGCCAGCGUCACGUCGCCUUUUACCGUGCAGAAGUGAGGCUGAUUUGCGAUGUGCCGACGCAGGAUACGAGCGGCCAGGGUUUCAAACAAGUGGACACUGGGGGUCCGGGUUUGGGGGAGGGGAGGGGGUGCUGCUGGGGUUCAGGGGGUGGGGGAGGGGGAAGGGGGGGGCGAGGCAUUCUUUGCAUCCCCUGGUGGUGGCAGAGGGGAGGCCUCGGUGGUCCUGCUCAGCAGUCCUGCACUUGGGGGCGCGUAGCGGCGCCUAGUGGCGAGGCAGGGCACACACCUAUUUGUCAUAUUUAUAAUCGGAUUCCUUUUAAAGAAAUGCCAUUUGUUAUGCUUUUAACUUUUUGGACAAAUAAAGAUGAUCCUUAACGAGCAGUUGCAUGCUUUAUUUCUGGUGAUGUUGACGCAGGGCAGGGGGUCCUCCAAGCGCUGGGCUGGCAUCUCGCACUCUCUUGCUGCUGUUCCUUUGUUUGAAACCCUCAGCCUGGUUUAAAAAACAGGAAGUUAUGGGGGCCGGGCGCUGUUGGCGGUCCCACGAGCGCAUAGUCUGGCAUAUGGCUCUGCCAUGUGCCUCACCCAGCACGUGGUCGGCCUGCCCAGGCCUUCAACCCAUGGCUGUCUCGCCGACACGGGCACUUGGCUGACCGGCACGGCGUGCUGCUGCUGCUGCUGAAAGUGCCACUUUGUACCUGGUGUCACCUUUGCCAAAUCGGCUCGGCUGCAGCCUUGGAGUACAAUCCUUCCUAUGGUGCUUUCUUCAAACUCGGGGCUGGAAGGGAACGUAAAGAUUAGCAGUUUGCGUGGAAUUGCAGCGGGAUGGCCCCCCCCUGCCAGCAAUGGCGUGGACUCGAGUGGCCUGGCGGGCAUCCCGUUGGGUCUUUGGACCCGCAAACUGUCUCCGGGUAGGCAAUGUCAGUAACGGGGUUGAGGAGCCUGGUGGGCACAGAUUUGGGGGGUUGGGGGGGGGGGUGCUCCUCUGGGGUGGCAGUCCCUGCAAUUCCUGUUUUCUUUUGCUUUGUCUUGCACAAUUUCUGGAGAGCUUGCUGUUUAGGGAGGACCGUGGUGCCGAUACAAGAAGUGCCUCUGAUGCUCCGAACACCGUGUGUCAAGUCGGCGUCCCAGGGUCCUCGUCCUGUUCCUUUUUUCGUGGAGGAGGCCGCUGCGUGAUCAGGUUAGAAUUGUAGUUUUACGAAGAAGCCAGUCUCUCUUUUUGCUUCAGCUUUGUUCCCUUCACAAAGCCUGCCCCGUCCCCCAGCGCCCCCCACUGGACAGGUCGACUUGGCGGACUUGCACUAAUGCGGCAGCCGAGGAGGCACUCGCCGGUCACAAUGUCACUGCUGCAAUAACUGGAGGCCACGAGGCCUUCGUCCACCCCCUUUUGAGUUGGGGCCGUGGUUCUGUGCCACCCGUGCCCCCCGCCCGCCCCAAUCCCCAGCCCUGUCGAGUGCGUGUCGUCUGUCCUGUCGGUCCACUGCCCCCAAUAAUAAAGCAGAUACCUCUGAGUGGCUGGUGUCGGCCGCGGCUCCCCGUUCCUCUUCUCGUUGAAUGUACUGUACUCCUGGGACGAGCUAAUCCUGAUCGAGUCACCUUUUGUUAUUGGUCCUUGUUUAAUUUGUUUAACGUAUUUUUUGUAUACAAAGGUUUACAUUUUUAUGUAUAUUUUUCUUGUGUAUAAAUGCUGUAAUAUGUGUAUAAACACUCGUAUGUAAUAUCUGUAUAUAGUGUGCCACAUAUGGAUCUUUGUUUUUUGGAUGUACAAAUAAAACUUGCUGUGAGCUGUU
This is a messenger RNA of Erpetoichthys calabaricus (reedfish), 5316 nucleotides long. RefSeq names its product INO80 complex subunit Db (gene ino80db). NCBI's taxonomy places the organism in Eukaryota, Metazoa, Chordata, Cladistia, Polypteriformes, Polypteridae. The transcript is spliced from 10 exons. Bases 570 to 3566 code for a protein of 998 amino acids. The record is from RefSeq and is a predicted model, not a curated record. Gene Ontology annotation, cellular component: nucleus.